Lepus europaeus (European hare) is the source of this 1384-nucleotide messenger RNA. RefSeq names its product trifunctional purine biosynthetic protein adenosine-3-like. The coding region runs from base 1 to 1347 and encodes 448 amino acids. Gene Ontology annotation, cellular component: cytosol. The record is from RefSeq and is a predicted model, not a curated record. Gene Ontology annotation, biological process: 'de novo' IMP biosynthetic process; adenine biosynthetic process. The transcript is spliced from 2 exons. Gene Ontology annotation, molecular function: phosphoribosylformylglycinamidine cyclo-ligase activity; phosphoribosylamine-glycine ligase activity; phosphoribosylglycinamide formyltransferase activity. NCBI's taxonomy places the organism in Eukaryota, Metazoa, Chordata, Mammalia, Lagomorpha, Leporidae.
AUGACGUUCUGGAGACCACCUCCUCAUAGAGAGCCAUUUGAAAAGCUAUUCUCUCACGGAGUCAAAGGACAAUUAGCAUUUGGCAAAAUUAAAUAUCCACUCAUAAUAAGAAUCUUCUAUAAACUGUGUAUCAAAGGGGAUGUUGUUAUUGGGAUAGCUUCAUCCGGUCUUCACAGCAAUGUAUUUAGCCUUGUGAGGAAAAUUGUAGCCCAGUCUUCACUUCAGUACUCCUCUCCAGCACCUGAUGGUUGUGGUGACCAGAUCUUAGGGGACCUACUUCUAACUCCAACAAGAAUCUACAGCCAUUCGCUGCUACCUGUCCUACGAUCAGGUCAUGUCAAGGCUUUUGUCCACAUUACCAGUGGAGGAUUGCUGGAAAAUAUCCCCAGAGUCCUCCCUCCGAAAUGUGGUGUGGAUCUAGAUGCCUGGACCUGGAGGAUCCCUAGGAUCUUCUCAUGGUUACAGCAAGAAGGGCAGCUCUCUGAAGAAGAGAUGGUCAGAACAUUUAACUUUGGGCUUGGGACUGCCCUCGUGGUAUCAAAUGAUCAGACAGAGCGGAUUCUGAGGGACAUUCGGCAGUACCAGGAAGAAGCCUGGGUGAUUGGCAGUGUGGUCGCUUGUCCUGAAGGUUCCCCUCGUGUGAAAGUCAAGAAGCUGGCUGAAGCCAUGCAAAUGAAUGGCUCAGUACUGGAAAACAGCUCCCUGAAAAAUCAUUGCUCCGUCCAACCCAGAAAGGCAAGAGUGGCUGUCUUAAUAUCCAGAACAGGCUCAAACCUCCAGGCACUCAUAGACAGUACUCAGGAUCCAAAUAGAUCCUCACACAUUGUUGUUGUCAUUUCCAAUAAAGCUGCAGUCACGGGCUUAGAGAAAGCAGAAAGAGCUGGUAUUCCAACCAGAGUAAUUAAUCAUAAAUUAUAUGAAAAUCGUGCAGAAUUUGACAAUGCAGUUGACCAAGUUCUUGAAGAGUUCUCCACAGACAUAGUCUGUCUUGCAGGAUUCAUGAGAAUUCUCUCUGGUCCCUUUGUUAGAAAAUGGAAUGGGAAAAUGCUCAACAUCCACCUAUCCUUACUCCCUUCUUUCAAGGGUGCCAACGCCCAUGAGCAGGCUCUGGAAGCUGGAGUCACAGUCACCGGCUGCACCGUGCACUUUGUAUCUGAAGAUGUAGACACCGGACAAAUUAUUUUACAAGAAGCUGUUCCCGUGAAAAGGGGUGACACUGUUGCAACUCUGUCUGAAAGAGUAAAAUUAGCAGAACAUAAAGUAUUUCCUGCAGCCUUCCACCUGGUGGCCUGUGGAGCUGUAUGGCUUGGAGAAAAUGGUAAGAUCUGUUGGGUUAAAGAGGAAUAAAGCCUAAUUCCAGAGUGGAGCUGUUUUGAAAGAAUUG